UACUUUCUGUUUCACGUAAACAAAAUCGUAAUCAUUCAAACAUUUGCAGAAACGAUGUCAUUGAAGAUACUGUGUAUUCAUGGAUACAGACAGAAUGACCAAACAUUCAGAGAACGGACAGGUGCAUUUAGAAAAAUUAUAAAGAAAUUUUCAGAUCCAGUAUUUAUUUCAGCACCAAAUCUUGUACCACCACUAGACAAAAAUGAUGAGGAUGGUGCCACAGACAACAAUGAUCAGCGUGGUUGGUGGUUUUCGUCCCCUGAUGACCAGUACAUGGCCCAGGACUACACAGACUGCUGUAAGGGCUACCAGGAAUCUCUAGACACCAUUGAGAGAGCCUUCAUAGAACAGGGACCUUUUGAUGGUGUAUUGGCGUUUAGUCAAGGGGCAGCCAUGGCUUCAUUAAUUUGUGGACUGAAAGAGAAAGACCCAGACGGUCCAUUCCAGUUUGACUUUGUAAUACUUGUUGCUGGAUUCAAAAGUCGCCAGAAACAGCAUGAAAGUUUAUAUGAGAAACCCAUAACAACACCAUCCCUACAUGUGUUUGGGGACUCUGACAGAGUUAUACAAAAAGAAAUGAGUGAAGAUUUGCUGCAGUACUUUGUUAAUCCACGUGUUCUCACACACUCAGGUGGACAUUUUAUACCAGUAUCCAGUAAAGAGAAAAAGGUGUAUAUUGAAUUCCUUCAGCCAUUCUUAGACAGGAAAAAAGGCAAUUAACAAUGAUUUUACAGCUUUAUCUCCAUGUAUUAAAAUAAUAUACAUGUAAUACCAAUAUUAAAACUAUACAUGUAAUUUGAAAGGUUUCAAAUGGUUUAAAAAGAAACAAAAAAUAAAAUAUU
Saccostrea cuccullata (small rock oyster) is the source of this 842-nucleotide messenger RNA. RefSeq names its product esterase OVCA2-like. Gene Ontology annotation, biological process: response to retinoic acid. Gene Ontology annotation, cellular component: cytoplasm; nucleus. The transcript has 8 exons. The record is from RefSeq and is a predicted model, not a curated record. Lineage: Eukaryota; Metazoa; Mollusca; Bivalvia; Ostreida; Ostreidae. Gene Ontology annotation, molecular function: hydrolase activity. The coding region runs from base 55 to 720 and encodes 221 amino acids.